Messenger RNA from Homarus americanus (American lobster), 5618 nucleotides. RefSeq names its product substance-K receptor-like. Gene Ontology annotation, molecular function: G protein-coupled receptor activity. The record is from RefSeq and is a predicted model, not a curated record. The transcript is spliced from 12 exons. The coding region runs from base 1119 to 2888 and encodes 589 amino acids. NCBI's taxonomy places the organism in Eukaryota, Metazoa, Arthropoda, Malacostraca, Decapoda, Nephropidae. Gene Ontology annotation, cellular component: membrane. Gene Ontology annotation, biological process: G protein-coupled receptor signaling pathway.
UGGAGAGGAAGUGUACAGUGUCCUCCCGCGCCGUGGUACAUGAGACCCUGGCGUAAAAUAUUCCUGUAGCCUCCUGAAGCCACUGCGGCGUCGUGAACUAAUAUAAUAUAUUUUUCGAGAAUCUAGUACAUAUCACUAUAAGAUCUCGUAUCAUAAUGUUUAGAAUAACGUAAAAAAAAAAGACUUUAGAUUACGAUAUUUACAACCAUACUGUAGUUUACUGUGCGUCUUGAGGUAACCAAACUGUGUUAGUAGGACUGGUUGCUUGUAGUUACGCCUCACGCUGUAACUGUAAUAAAACUUGGACUUUCUUUAGUGAACUUUGAAAGGUGUUCCAUUAUUCCUACUCAAAUGUUAUUAUUUGGGUUAUUCUUCUGAAGGUGGACUUAACGAUUGAAAUAUCAUUACAAGAGGAGCGUGUGGGCAGACGUAGAGGUUAGAGAACAGGUGAAAGUGAUCCACUAAUUGAUCAGGAGGUGUGGUUUGGUGCGAGGUUAGAGAGUUACUGUGCUGUCUACAGGAGCUAAUAGCAGGCAAAGAACUCGAGUCUGUGGACGUACCUGGCAGUACUUGAUUAUCUGUAACUGAAGGUUGUAAAGAGAGCCGUGUAAUAAAUUCUACGCUGACUUGGACUUCCCAGCACACUCUUGAUUUCAACGAUGUUAUUGUUGAUAGAUAUUGAGUGAGAUGAAACAGGUGUGGUGAGUGUAUAAAUGUUGAUACCUGUGACUUAAUGAUCCAGGUACAGGUUAAUUAACUAUCUCAAGCAGAAAAAAAUAAAAACUGAUAAUUGUUGAAGCUACAGGAAUAUCCAGUGACGUCAAAUGUGAUGUGAAUUGACAAAAAUUGUGAAAUAAAUAAAAAAAACAAGGUAAAAAUCAUGGUUAUUAGUAUUGUGAACAGCGAAUGAUGACAUACCAGGUAACACUCUCACAAAAACUAUGUGUGAAUGUGAAACAAUUUUUCUUCUCUAUUGUUGAAUGGAAAAAAGUAUAAAAAAAUUGAAAGCAAAAUGUGCACACAGGAGUAAAAAAAUAUAUACACAUACAUAUAUACAUUUCAUCACAGAAGUUAUAGUUAUAUACAUUCAGAAUAUAUAUUGAGUAUAUUCUGGUGGUAUGGAAGUGAGUAAUAUCGACCUGUGGACGAUGGAGAGUGGGAGUCACAACCCCAUGGCUACCGCAGCUGUAGCCGCAGCCGCAGCCGCCAGCGAGGUGUGGGGGGGUUCCUCCUCCACCACCCACUCUCCCUAUGACACACCUCAUCUGCCUGAAGAUAAUGUGACUAUGACAUUUGAUCUCAACAAAUCCUGCCAGAAUGAUCACCGUCUGAUGGACUUAACUGAUUUCGAAUACGGUUACCGGAAGGAGACCUGGAUUCCUAUCACCUGCAAAGAGGUCAUCAAGAUAGUGGCGUACAUAAUGGUGUUCUUGGUGUCACUGGCGGGCAACCUGCUGGUGAUCGUGGUGGUCUACUACAACGCCCACAUGCGCACCUCCACCAAUCAAUACCUGGUGAACCUGGCCGUGGCCGACCUGCUGGUGACGCUGGUGUGUAUGUGGGUGCAUAUAGUGAGGAACCUGUCUCAUCCACACUACAUCCUGCCCGCCCUCGUCUGCAAACUGGAAAGCUUCGUACAAGCCACAUCAUUACUGGCCAGUGUGUUAACGUUGACGGUGAUCAGCGUGGGUAGGUUCGUGGCCGUCAUGUUUCCCCUACACGCCCGCACCUCGCCAGAUCGCGCUCACCGGGUCAUCGCCGUGGUUUGGCUCACCUCAGCUCUGUUGGCUUGCCCGCCACUCUUCUACCGGGAGCAGUACAGCAUUCAGUGGGCUAACUUCACCUCCUGGCACUGUGAUGAAUUCUGGCCUAUGGAGGUCCAGUUCAACCUUAAGGUGGGGCACUGUGUCACCACCUACGACGCUAAGAGACGCUUCUACAUCAUCCUCACCAUCGUCUUCUACUUCCUACCUGUGGGCAUCAUGUUCAUCAACUACAGCCUUGUAGUGUGGAAGCUGUGGAUGACCCAGUUGCCAGGUGAGCACUGUGUUCCAGCACGUAACACAGCAACACGCACCAAGAAGAAAGUAGUUAAGAUGGUGUCAGUCGUUCUGUUGGUAUUUGUGCUCUGCUGGACUCCCCUUCAGAGCAUCCUUCUGUACAGCAGUUUGGUUCACUCACAAGACAACUCGCUGCCCGAAUGGUUCUCUGAGGUGGAAUUCGCAGCUUAUUUCGUCGCCUAUUCCAACUCCGCCCUCAACCCCAUCAUCUAUUGUGGAUUCAACGCCAACUUCCGCCAAGGUCUGGUGUCUCUCCUGACCUGUAGACAUGCUUCCACCGGCAGGAUAUAUCACCGUCGUAACUGGAAAGGAAUGACAGGUGGCACACGGGAGACUACGGUGGGGUGCUCAGGGCCGGAACCUGCAGUACUACUGGAAUUUAACUCUAUUAAACGAAACAGGCUGGACCAUAAGUUCUCCAUGACGUCUUCACACAGCGGACGAGUCUUGAUGACAUGUUCCAACAAGGAUCUUCGCCAGAAUAACCUGAAUGACUUCGGUUCAGAUAACACUUGUAAGAACUACAAUGGCGGAGAACAGUCUCAGCUGAAGGGGGGCACAGGUCACAGCUGCCCCAACAUCAACAACGCCGUGUACAACAACCACCAUCUGCGACCCAACGACGUGGGCUUGACAAGGCAUCAUGAUGGUAAACUAGGCGCUCGAGCCUCCAACUCCUGGAGCAGCAACAGCGGUGCGGCUGUCGGGUGUGGAUGUUGUAAGAGCACCACCACCACCACCUCCCCGCUACACCACCACCAUCAGAUGUAUGACCUGAACCAUCUCAAGGAAGAUAUCAACAAUGACAUAAGAGAAGAUGUACUGUAAAAAGGGACAAAAAUACAUGAUGAUAAAUAUAUGGUAAAACCUCACAAAUAUGAAAUAAGGUCACACAUAAAUAUAUAUUUACUUUUAUAUAGGACCCGUCAUUUAAAAAAAAAGAUAUAUUAACUUUGCUAAAAGUCUUAAAGUCUUAAGUGAAGUUACCUGUAGAGGCUUAGAAUGUCGUAAGUAUAUUAGCUGUGUGAUUUAUGUAGAGGAACACUUGUCUUUAAAAUGACUUACAAUCCAGGACAAGCGAUGGUGAAGGUCAUCUUCCUGUGAGCUGUACUCUGGGGUCAAGUUGUCUUAGGUAGACACACCCAGUAAACAACAAUACUGAAAGCGCAUAAAAGCAUCCUGGAACAGAUCAGGUUCAGUGAUGUCUUAUAAAAUAAAGUUAUUUAUUUUUUUAAUGAAAAACGUUUCAUAGAAUAUAUAAAAAAAUCAUGUAGUUUUGAUACUGUGGUAAAACGUCGAGACGAUGAGUUACACCAUAACCAAUAAUUGUGUAAAUGUUGCAUAUCGUAUUAUAAGGUUUAGGUAUAAAUAGAAAGUAUUGAUUCUAAAUUCUGGAUUAUUAACUACAAAUAAUAGAAACAAAACUAAAAAAAAAGUGUUAUUAGGAAGAAAUUUCAGGGGAGAAUUCACACCACUUGAGACAGUCACUAGAACAGUCAUACGAUAGGGUUGUGUGUAAGUAUAGAUUCUAUGAAAUAUAAAUGUUUGAAAACUAAAUUAUUACUAAACAUCACAGGAAACAUCACCUUGUAUAUACACCUAAAUCAUGAUAAUUACCCGUUUAAUUAAUGUGCAUAAUUCUUUUUGUUUUGAAGCAAACUCAGUCUCGUUACAGAGCAGAUUGCUUUAACUUCGUGUAAAUAAGUGUAAAAUUUGAAGGCUGGAAAUGUUAAAAGAAAUAUAUAUACUGUGUCCAUACAAUGACAAAUCGAGACUCUCUUGUACUGUAACUUACAAAGUAUUAAAGGUAUGAUAUAAGACCUGCGAAGUGUUAAAAACUGACCUGAAGAUGUGAUGAUUUACUGUGUUGCUUGAGAGCUUCUUCCGUGGUUGAGGCAGACCCAGUGAUCAGCUCUUGGUCAUCCACCCCCUAAACGAUGUCGGUAGUUUGUGUAAUAUGUUCACUCCUACAAAUCCCACAAAACAAGAACAGCGAUCCAAACUAUGACUUACGAAUGUCUUAGAAUAUGAAGCAUAUAUAGAGCUACAAAUACUGUACUGAUGAAUCUGAUGAUCAUUAUUCAGUGACUGUGUAGAUGUUUGUAAUAUUCUUAUUUCCUUUAUGUUUGGGGUUUAGCACGUCGUUAACAUGUUUGUGUUGCUUCCUCACACAAACCUUAACUGGGACAUCAAUUAUUACAGUUGGUGGCUGAUGAGUGUGGUAGUCGUUGGUACUUUGGUUUAGUCUCUGUACGACUGCACUAAACAAGGUUAUUAUUGUUACCAUGGCGGUAGAUGGCGCUGGAGCAUCUACUACUAUGAUUGCUACUACCUGUACUUGACUACUAUUGCUACUACUAUUAUUAUUACUACUACUACUACUACUAUUAGCAUAUAGCAGUAACAAUAGCAACAAUCGUCCUUUAGAGUCCCAGCGCCAAUCACUGUUGUAACUUAAAUAAACUUCUGUAUACAUGACGCAUCAUUAAUAUCUACUGCGGUUGUGCACAGAUUAGCUUUUCUUAUUCAGUGCCAGAACAAAUGUACAAAAGUAAAACAAAUAUAGUCUUAUAGUCAUCACUGUGCACCCAGAAUGUACAGUGAUAGGGAGGACAUGAACUUAAGUGAUGGUUAUUUGUCCCAGUUAAAGUAUUCAUAGACACCAAUAUUGACAUAUAACCCACUUUAGUACUGGAGGUUUGGUCGAAGAUGGAAAAAAUAAUAAUCUGGUAAUGGCUACAAUGAAAUCCUCGAAUUAUGAGCAAGAAAAUAACACAAUGUCAGCAUAUUUCAUAACGACAAAAUGUAUUCAAGUUUUGGAGAGUUCCGUAAGCCGACAAAAUGUAUUCAAGUUUUGGAAAGUCUCGUAAGCUUCAUAAUGACCAGAUUCAUAAUGUUGAAGAAAAAUAAAACUCUACUGCAAGUUACUUUGAUACUAUUAUAUUUAUCUACGUUUUUUGGCAGCAUUUCCAAAGUAAGAUGAUUUAAUGGGAAUUUUAUACACUGUGAACUUUUUCAGCCUUGUGUCGUUGCUGUCAGAUAUAUUUAUUGAUAUCGUGUAGUUUAUUUAAGCUUGUAUAUAACACUGAUGGCCAUUUUAUUUCUGGGGAGUAAUAAAUAAUUCUUGCAAAAAAAGAUGGCAAGUCUAUCGAUAAUAAUAGUCAACAUUAAAGAACAAAACACAAGGAACUGACUACAUAAACUUGUACCUAAAUCUCUUUAGCUCUUGAUACCUAUAUUUAUUCAUAAACUUCUACCUAAUUACUUUUAAGGAGAAUAAACCUACUGUGUUUAUCAUUAUUUAAGUUCUUGUUCGUCUGUGGCAACAAUAUUUUUUUUUCCCAUGAUGGUGACAUAACUGCUAGGAAAAUAAACCCUAGAUGUGCUUUAUAUCUUUAUUUCUGUGUGUAGGAAAUACAUUAAUGAUGCUUUAACCAGGUAGGAGGAAAACAUCAGAAGGAAAAAACAAAAUACACUGUUUAUAAUAUCUCAUGACGAUAUAUUGUAACAAGGAUAUAUUAUUGUAAACCUUAUUAACUAAAACCAAAAGAAACUUGA